AUUAAAAGAACCGAAAACAAGCGUCUCAGGAGAUGGCCAUGCCGAUAUUGGUGUUCUCGAACAUUCACUGCGUAGAGCAGGUUCACUCGCGCGACAUUCCAUUGGCAACCUUUCACUUCGGUGACUGUCUCGCGGCCAUGCUUGCCAUGUCUCAAAACUACUUUCACUAGGUUUCUGAACAGCACUCUUGCACAAACUAGCCCUUCCUUUUCGCUGACUCCCUGUAUGCUAUUCCUUAUAGUCCAACCCCGCCGUCGCAUCGCACACACUCAACCUUCUCCUAAUCCUUAAUAUGUUUCCCCGCGACCUAUGUAAUACCUUGCUGGUUAAGCUCACUGGUAUGCCCUCAAAGUCUGCCUUCCUGGCGACCCGAGUCGUACCUGCCAAAACCGACGACAAGUACUACAACGACAAGUGCAUGCUCUGUUGGGAUGGCUACAGCGAAGAGCAUCCUCCAGUCAAGAUACUACCCUGCGGUCAUGUCUUCGGCCGCGACUGCACCUACUUGAUGGCUGAAGCCGCUACCGGUAACUUGUGCGCCAUCUGCUGGGUCGAGCUGUUCCGUUCAGGUUUCUCAUCUAAGACGGUCGGACUGUGGCUACUGCGCCAGGCAGUGGUGUUCAUAAUUUCGUACAUGGACGCGAUCCAAUAUCUGCUUGACUCCUUCUUAGCAAGACUCCGUAAGCACUGUCCCAUGCCAAUCUGGUUUGUGGACUGGGUUCUCGAAGGGCCGCGAUUUUGGGCUACGACGUAUGUGUACUACUGCACCGGCAUUUGCUCUCGCAACCCGAAUCUCCGUUUACAUCUGGCUUUUGGGCCUGCAAUCUUGGGCGAUACGGUCUGUCGAGCCAUCGCCUGUAUACCUUUUCGAUGGGUAGUGGGCCAGGGUCUCGGUUUUGGUACCGCCAAGGUCUUGUUUCUCAUGGUCGAGAUAGUGAUGGCUUAUGUCUGGCAGCGUUUCAUUUGGAUGCACCUUGAGGGUCAGUUCAGUCACCCUGAGGAUCGCGUAACGAUUAGGCAUCUUUCUUAUGCCGCCCUGGUGGUGAAGGGGCUCAUCAUCACUUGUCUGCUGUGGUAUGAGCCCAUGACCAUGCUCGGAUCGGUGUGGACGACUCUGGCGAUAGUAGCAUGGCGAUAGUAAGUAGACGGUGAACAGAAAGCUCUUCAUAGUGG
Messenger RNA from Boeremia exigua, 1173 nucleotides. RefSeq lists its product as uncharacterized. NCBI's taxonomy places the organism in Eukaryota, Fungi, Ascomycota, Dothideomycetes, Pleosporales, Didymellaceae. The coding region runs from base 293 to 1138 and encodes 281 amino acids. The record is from RefSeq and is a predicted model, not a curated record. The transcript has a single exon.